AGCGAUUCUCCUGCCUCAGCCUUCCGAGUAGCUGGAAUUACAGGCGCGCGCCACCACGCCUGGCUAAUUUCUGUAUUUUUAAUAGAGACAGGUUUCACCAUAUUGCCCAGGCUGAUCUCGAACUCCUGACCUCAGGUGAUCCGUCCGCCUCAGCCUCGCAAAGUGCUGGGAUUACAGGCGUAAGCCCACCGCGCUUGGCUGGGUCCUUGUCUUGAAAUGUGUCUCUGAGCCAUUAGCCAGGAGCGGCAAAGAGGCCUGGAGGACAGCCUUCCCCCACACCCCCUCCGUUACUCUCAAUCUGAGCUCCAGGUUUGGGCAGUUGAGGAUUAGCCGGAGGCCAAGGACGAACGUGAUAGGGUACGGGAGAAGGAACUCGGCGGUGGAGGGGGUUUUGUGCUCACAUUUAGAGUCAGGUACAUUCCCAGUCCAGAAAGGAUUCUCGAAUGCAGUCACAAAAAGGAAUGCGGUGGAAGGGCUGAGACUUGAGGGAGGGAAGGGUGGUGGGGGUAGGGCCAGGGUGUGGGUGGGUGGAUGGAUCGGGUUAUAUUUAUAUAGGGAUAGGUUGAUCUUGGAAGGCUGGAGACGGCGACAUGGACAGGAAGAAGCGGAGGGCGAGGAGGAGCAGAGGAGCACACAGAUGAAGCCGGUGUUCACGCGUCCGGCCGUCCAUCCGUCCGUCCCCGCUGGUGCCGGCGCUGACCAUGCCCAGCGGCUGCCGCUGCCUGCAUCUUGUGUGCCUGUUGUGCAUUCUGGGGGCUCCCGGUCAGCCUGUCCGAGCCGAUGACUGCAGCUCCCACUGUGACCUGGCCCACGGCUGCUGUGCACCUGACGGCUCCUGCAGGUGUGACCCGGGCUGGGAGGGGCUGCACUGUGAGCGCUGUGUGAGGAUGCCUGGCUGCCAGCAUGGUACCUGCCACCAGCCAUGGCAGUGCAUCUGCCACAGUGGCUGGGCAGGCAAGUUCUGUGACAAAGAUGAACAUAUCUGUACCACGCAGUCCCCCUGCCAGAAUGGAGGCCAGUGCAUGUAUGACGGGGGCGGUGAGUACCAUUGUGUGUGCCUACCAGGCUUCCAUGGGCGUGACUGCGAGCGCAAGGCUGGACCCUGUGAACAGGCAGGCUCCCCAUGCCGCAAUGGCGGGCAGUGCCAGGAUGACCAGGGCUUUGCCCUCAACUUCACAUGCCGCUGCUUGGUGGGCUUUGUGGGUGCCCGCUGUGAGGUGAACGUGGAUGACUGCCUGAUGCGGCCUUGUGCUAAUGGUGCCACCUGCCUUGAUGGCAUAAACCGCUUCUCCUGCCUCUGUCCUGAGGGCUUUGCUGGACGCUUCUGCACCAUCAACCUGGAUGACUGUGCCAGCCGCCCAUGCCAGAGAGGGGCCCGCUGUCGGGACCGUGUCCAUGACUUCGACUGUCUCUGCCCCAGUGGCUAUGGUGGCAAGACUUGUGAGCUUAUCUUACCUGUCCCACACCCCCCAACCACAGUGGACACCCCUCUAGGGCCCACCUCAGCUGUGGUGGUACCUGCCACGGGGCCAGCCCCCCACAGCGCAGGGGCUGGUCUGCUGCGGAUCUCAGUGAAGGAGGUGGUGCGGAGGCAAGAGGCUGGGCUAGGUGAGCCUAGCUUGGUAGCCCUGGUGGUGUUUGGGGCCCUCACUGCUGCCCUGGUUCUGGCUACUGUGUUGCUGACCCUGAGGGCCUGGCGCCGGGGUGUCUGCCCCCCUGGACCCUGUUGCUACCCUGCCCCACACUAUGCUCCAGCAUGCCAGGACCAGGAGUGUCAGGUUAGCAUGCUGCCGGCAGGGCUCCCCCUGCCACCUGACUUGCCCCCUGAGCCUGGAAAGACCACAGCACUGUGAUGGAGGUGGGGGCUUUCCGGCCCCCUUCCUCACCUCUUCCACCCCUCAGACUGGAGUGGUCCUUUCUCACCACCCUUCAGCUUGGGUACACACACAGAGGAGACCUCAGCCUCACACCAGAAAUAUUAUUUUUUUAAUACACAGAAUGUAAGAUGGGAUUUUAUCAAAUAAAACUAUGAAAAUGCAA
This is a messenger RNA of Mandrillus leucophaeus (drill), 2040 nucleotides long. RefSeq names its product delta-like 2 homolog (Drosophila) (gene DLK2). The coding region runs from base 702 to 1853 and encodes 383 amino acids. The transcript has 6 exons. The record is from RefSeq and is a predicted model, not a curated record. Gene Ontology annotation, cellular component: protein-containing complex; plasma membrane. Lineage: Eukaryota; Metazoa; Chordata; Mammalia; Primates; Cercopithecidae. Gene Ontology annotation, molecular function: calcium ion binding. Gene Ontology annotation, biological process: establishment or maintenance of epithelial cell apical/basal polarity; heterophilic cell-cell adhesion.